GAGAGGAUGUUGCUGCUGCGAGCCGCCAGGGCGGCGGCCACGGUUGCCGCCGGCGCCAGGAGGAAGCCCGGUCUCCUACCUGUCGCCGUCGCUGGUCUAUCCUCCUCGUCAGGAGCACCAUCGGGUGGGAGGCGGAGGAAGGGCCAGCGGCGGGGCGAGGCCAAGCCCCAACCCGAGGUCCCGAGCAAGAAGAAGCCAAACGCGAGGUCGGCUAAGGACAGGAAGGCUCGCCCGGUGGAAGAGGCGCCAGGCCAGGAGAUUGAGUUUGAGUUGGUGAAGCUGCAGCCGGAGAAGCCCAAGCGGGUGGUCAAGUGGCGGUGCGCGACGGGGUGCGGCGCCUGCUGCAAGCUGGACAAGGGCCCCGAAUUCCCCACCCCCGACGAGAUCUUCUCCGACUUCCCCGAGCACCUCGAGCUGUACAAGAGCAUGAUUGGCCCUGAUGGAUGGUGCAACAACUACGACAAGACUAACCGAACCUGCAACAUCUACGAAGACCGGCCAUUCUUCUGCAGGGUGGAGCCAAAGGUUUUUGAGGAGUUCUUUGGCGUGCCACGCAGCAAAUUCGACAAGGAAGCCUGCAGUGCCUGUGUGGAUAACAUCAAGAUGGUGUAUGGGCAAGACUCUGCUGAGCUUGGGAACUUCAAGCGUGUCAUAAAGGAGGAAAGCAAGAAGCAUGAAGAAAGCAUGAAAGAAGUCCAAUUGUUGGAUACCUAGCUCUCGUGGUAAAACUUAGAAGCUAUCAAUAUUAUUAUGCCAAUGACUACACAUAUGUUGGUACGUAAUUGAUUUCGGAGGAUACAUCACUCCCCGGAGGCCGGAACAGUUGAAACUGGAACAGGAGGUGUUCCAUGCUCAUAAAAGGUGAUCUGAGCUGGUGGUAUGCCAUUUCUGACCUAUGAAUGAGUGUAAAUCUAAGUUUAAUAACCUUUCUGGUUAAGAAGUUGGUUUAUUCUUUCUUUUUAGAAUUUUUUGGGCACUGCACUGUCAAAAUCUGAUGAUAAUAUAGUAAUCUCAUUCUAAUUUGGUCCUGAAUUAGAAAUUCA
Molecule: messenger RNA, 1043 nt
Organism: Lolium rigidum
Lineage: Eukaryota; Viridiplantae; Streptophyta; Magnoliopsida; Poales; Poaceae
Exons: 5
Coding region: 7-714 (235 amino acids)
Source: RefSeq, a predicted model, not a curated record